UACCCUUCACGCGUUUGUCGGCUCAAGUUUUCCGGAUUUUUAGCCCACAUUAUUACGAAAAUGUCGUACUUAUUCAAAGUUUCCAUCCUGAAACGACCACUCGAAGCCGUGUGGAAAUCGCAGCGGAUAUCCUCUGCCGCGGUACGAUUUUGCAGCGGCUCUAAAACACCCGCUAGCGAAACCGGUGAAAAUCAACCAGAGCAGCAGGAAGAACGUAAGCUGAGUGGAUUCGCCAAGGCAUUCGAGAAGCAUGCCUCGGCGGUGGACGAGAAGGGAACCGAGGAACCGUCCAAAACGUUCGCUUCGUUGAUGAGGAAUUCAAAGUUUGUGGAUCUUGGCGAUCCGGAGAAUAAAGUUGUGACCGGAAAGAUUUUCCACGUAGUGGAUGAUGAUCUGUACAUCGAUUUCGGUUGGAAGUUCCAUUGCGUGUGUACGAGGCCGGUAAAGAAUGCAGAGGAAUAUGUCCGUGGAGCCCGAGUUCGACUGCGUAUUCGUGACCUCGAACUGUCGACACGGUUUCUAGGAUCGGACAAAGAUCUUACCUUGCUCGAAGCGGACUGUCAAUUGUUGGGAUUGAUUUCCUCUCCUGCCAGGCCACAACAGGCGAGGACCGUAGAAGCAUCGUCCUAACUGUAAGUAACUUAGCUUUUUCUUGUUUGUAGAUAGUACCAUAAUAAUAUAGACACGCUUUUUC
Ochlerotatus camptorhynchus is the source of this 694-nucleotide messenger RNA. RefSeq names its product mitochondrial ribosomal protein S28 (gene mRpS28). The transcript is spliced from 3 exons. Gene Ontology annotation, cellular component: mitochondrial small ribosomal subunit. The coding region runs from base 61 to 630 and encodes 189 amino acids. The record is from RefSeq and is a predicted model, not a curated record. Lineage: Eukaryota; Metazoa; Arthropoda; Insecta; Diptera; Culicidae.